Letharia columbiana is the source of this 1218-nucleotide messenger RNA. RefSeq lists its product as uncharacterized. The record is from RefSeq and is a predicted model, not a curated record. The transcript is spliced from 2 exons. NCBI's taxonomy places the organism in Eukaryota, Fungi, Ascomycota, Lecanoromycetes, Lecanorales, Parmeliaceae. The coding region runs from base 1 to 1218 and encodes 405 amino acids.
AUGUCACACCGGGAAGGCUAUCACUCCGAUCAAUGGGCGAGACCAGGACACGAUAGGGAAGACCUCGCUCCUUCCCGCCACCCACAUGAAGCCUCUUCCCGAAGUCCUCAUAAACCGUAUCCCGAUGACCAUGGCAUCGCGCCAUUUGCCUCUCGCCCUGUGUACACGGAUGCGUACAGCACGGCCUCUCCAAGCUCACUCUACGGAUUCUCUGAGGAGCGUGCAAGUCUUGACCCCAGGGCUGUUGGACCUUUGCAACAAAUCAUUCCGCCAUACCGAGAUGAGAUUAUGGACAGGAAUCGCGUUUUGGCUAUGCCUCCUCCCACAAGAAGGCCUGGGUCAUAUGAGCCUCCAGAUCGGCUGGAGACUUUGAGCCAGGCGGCGCCGCAACUCUCAAGGAUUCCGACCUCAUUUCAACAUCCCUAUUCGCACCCAGAGACCGGGAUGGGAUUCAAUGCAGUGAGAUCUCCUCCAGGGUUAACGCGUCGCAUGAGUUGCCAGGAUUUAAACCAAAGACCACCCUCUUCGGCAGGCAAUAACCCAUGGGAAACGGAGUAUACAAUUCCACAGGAUCGUGCUGAGUACCUGGAUGAACGAGUUGCUUCAAGGGAAGCGGCCAUACUGCCCGAACCCAAAGGAUAUGAGAGACAGCCAAGGAGAUUCCGUGGAGGCCGAGAUGAGUUUGCUGAAGGCCAGGUUCAGCAUUUGCCCAAGAUUCAAGUCCAACAGGCUCGGGAACGAGACCUGGAUUACGAGCCAAUCAGCCUAGACCUUCAAGAACAGAACGACAUCCUGUCUCGCGUGAACAGACGUCUUUCCCAAUGCGCUUUUGAUUUCAUUGCCAUGUACCAAUUCCCGAUACCACUGGAAGCUGGAAAGCCCAUGGUACGAGUUGCCACUGAUAGGGCUUGGACCGAGUGGGUGUAUCUGCUGAAGAGGCUGGCUACUAAGCGUCGUAUACCUUCAAAGGCAAUCUACGAUGGUCAGAUCAAGGAGCUAACAACAUUGCUGGACAAUUCCGUGGAGAUGCGUCACUCUACCAAGCCUCAGUCGAGACCAUUAAAGGAUGAUCGUCAUGUACUCCAACUGAUUUCCGCUGGUAUCCAAGUGGGAAGAAUGCUCAAGGAUGCUACUACCAUGGACUAUCUGGACAGACUCUACAAGGACACAGAGGCCCUCGUCCAGCAGCGAAAGAGCAUGCCCAGAUACCCAAGGUGA